This is a messenger RNA of Trichoderma harzianum CBS 226.95, 380 nucleotides long. RefSeq lists its product as hypothetical. The coding region runs from base 44 to 292 and encodes 82 amino acids. The transcript has a single exon. The record is from RefSeq and is a predicted model, not a curated record. Lineage: Eukaryota; Fungi; Ascomycota; Sordariomycetes; Hypocreales; Hypocreaceae.
GUAGAUUAGAGGGCCCGUGUUACUAUAACGACUGAAUGGAUCCAUGCAUCAUGUAAGUAAGGCCCAUCAUCUGCCGCCUUGCGCUUGCCGUCGAAUGCACCGCUCCGCACAGCAUCCGGUUUCCUAUUCCAGCCAUGGCGAUGGCCUCAGUCCGAGCAAACCCGCUCAACAUCGAACCCCUCGGCAUUCACACCGUUUUAUUUCUUCUUCCUUCGAACUUCUCCGUUUCCGUCAUUUCUCCCACGUGUCGCGAUCCACCACAGCACUGCCAUCGGGAUUUCGGCCAGUCUAGCGACCUUCUGGGAAGCCAAAACGGCAAUCCGGCAACGCAUCCAGAAUGUGGCGGCCACUCACGUCGGCCAUUCCAGCACAAAGCGAGA